This is a messenger RNA of Dioscorea cayenensis subsp. rotundata (Guinea yam), 497 nucleotides long. RefSeq names its product basic leucine zipper 61-like. The record is from RefSeq and is a predicted model, not a curated record. Gene Ontology annotation, molecular function: DNA binding; DNA-binding transcription factor activity. Gene Ontology annotation, cellular component: nucleus. Gene Ontology annotation, biological process: positive regulation of DNA-templated transcription. The coding region runs from base 5 to 481 and encodes 158 amino acids. Lineage: Eukaryota; Viridiplantae; Streptophyta; Magnoliopsida; Dioscoreales; Dioscoreaceae. The transcript has 4 exons.
GAAGAUGAGCAUAGGGAGUGAGAUUGGAGUGAACUCAAGUAGUAGUUCAGUCAAUAAAAGGAAAGGAAAAGGAUUGUUUUUGCCUCCUCCUCCUCCUCCUCCUCCUCAUACCAUUGCUCAGCACCCUCUUGAUCCUAAGAAGCUGAAAAGGCUGAUGAACAACAGGGAAUCAAGCCUGCUUAUGCGUAUGAGGAAGGAGCAGAACUUGAUGGAUAUGGUUCGGUGUGUUCAAGCUUAUAAGGAUCAAGUGAAUACUCUACCAAUUGGGAUUGAGAACACUGGAAGUGAGAAUAAACUUUUGAGAAAAGAAAAUAAUGAUCUUAGGACUAAGAUGUUCACUCUCAGUAACUACCGUGACUCCAAGGGAGUUGAAGAAAUCAUGCUGAGGCAAGAGGUAGAAGAACUGAACCAAUUUUAUCACAGUCAGAUAGAUGAGUUUAUGAAGCAGGAGCAGCAAUUUCAUGAGCAGCAGAAUAUAUAACAUAUAUACAAGUUCC